Laetiporus sulphureus 93-53 is the source of this 345-nucleotide messenger RNA. RefSeq lists its product as uncharacterized. The record is from RefSeq and is a predicted model, not a curated record. Gene Ontology annotation, biological process: regulation of transcription by RNA polymerase II. The coding region runs from base 1 to 345 and encodes 114 amino acids. Lineage: Eukaryota; Fungi; Basidiomycota; Agaricomycetes; Polyporales; Laetiporaceae. The transcript is spliced from 3 exons. Gene Ontology annotation, cellular component: mediator complex. Gene Ontology annotation, molecular function: transcription coregulator activity.
AUGUCUUCUCAAUACGAGAACCUCCUUCUCAAGCUCAUAACCGUUCUCGAGCUUAUCCAGCAGUCGGAGAUCGCGCCGACACCACAGACGAGGCAGGCUCUCGUGCAGGCGACCAACGAAUACAAGGAAAGCCUGCGCCAGGCAAAGGAGGCAGCGAAUGCGCUGCCCGGGGGCGAGCUCUCUCUGGAGGAGCAGGACGAGGUGAUCGACAUGCUGGAGAGACUCCGGGACAGGAAGCGGCAGCAACUGCUCGAGUUUUCCGCGAACGUCGAGUCGAUAUCGACCGCAGUGGACCACGUCAUGCUUGAGGUGGACUCGACGGCGUCGACUCCCGCUGGUUUGUGA